AGCCGGAGCUGAAGCAUCCGGGCCGAACUGCGCAGAGAUGCGGCGCAUGUAAAAACGCGACAUGCGGACACGCAGCCUCACCUCCCCGCUCACCUCCUCGCUGAUAUCAUGGUUAAGAUACCGCUGAGAUAAUUUUUUUGUGUUUGUUUGGACAUGGCGGCGCUGAAGUCGAGGUGAGCAGCUCCGUUGCUGGGGGAGUGCGCACUUUUUUUCCUCGCUGUUUUGCCAGGGCAAGCAGCCAGCACAGAUAAAUCCGCUUUUUGUUCCUUUUCUACCGAUCGUUGCAUGAGGAAUCAUGACGACGGGGCAGGAUGAAAGCUCAGUCCGUGUGGCACUGAGGAUUCGUCCCCAGCUGGCCCGGGAGAAGAUCGAGGGAUGUCACAUCUGCACAUAUGUGAUGCCCGGGGAGCCUCAGGUGAUCCUGGGAAAAGACAAGGCCUUCACCUAUGACUAUUUGUUCGACAUGGACUCCCAGCAGGACGCCAUCUACACCACCUGCACUGAGAAGCUGAUCGAAGGCUGCUUCGAAGGCUACAACGCCACCAUCUUUGCCUAUGGACAGACGGGGUCAGGGAAGACCUACACCAUGGGGACGGGCUUUGAUGUCAACAUUUCAGACGAGGAGCUGGGCAUCAUCCCCCGUGCCGUCCAUCACCUCUUCAAAGGCAUCGAGGAGCGCCGACAAGCCGCCCAGGAGCAGGGCCGCCCCGUACCCGAGUUUAAGAUCAACGCCCAGUUCCUCGAGCUUUAUAAUGAGGAAGUUCUGGACCUGUUUGACUCCACACGAGACAUGAAGCAGAAAUCUCACAUCAAGAUCCACGAAGACGCCAAUGGAGGAAUCUACACCGUGGGAGUGACCACACGGACCGUGUCCUCCGAGGCUGAGAUGAUGCAGUGCCUGAAGCUGGGCGCUCUGUCUCGCACCACGGCCAGCACUCAGAUGAACGUCCAGAGCUCUCGAUCACACGCCAUCUUCACCAUCCACCUGUGCCAAGUCCGCGUUUGUGCCUCUGACAAUCAGGAAAAUGAGACCGAUAACAGAGUCUCCAACGGAAACUCUGAGAUGGAUGAGUACGAGACGCUGACAGCCAAGUUUCACUUUGUGGACCUGGCCGGUUCUGAGAGGCUGAAGAGAACCGGAGCGACGGGCGAUCGAGCCAAAGAGGGCAUCUCCAUCAACUGUGGACUGCUCGCUCUGGGGAAUGUAAUUAGUGCUCUGGGUGACCGGGGCAAACGGGCCUCACAUGUGCCUUACAGAGACUCCAAACUCACCCGACUUCUACAGGAUUCGUUAGGAGGAAACAGCCAAACAGUAAUGAUUGCAUGCAUCAGUCCAUCUGACCGUGACUUCAUGGAGACACUGAACACGUUAAAGUACGCCAACCGAGCCCGGAACAUCAAGAACAAGGUGAUGGUGAACCAGGACAAGGCCAGCCAGCAGAUCAGUGCACUGAGGACGGAAAUAGCUCGACUGCAGAUGGAGCUGAUGGAGUACAAGACGGGUAAACGCAUGGUGGGUGAGGAUGGUGUGGAGAGCUUCAGCGAUAUGUUCCACGAGAACUCGAUGCUGCAGACGGAGAACAGUAACCUGAGGGUGAGGGUGAAGGCCAUGCAGGAGACCAUCGACGCUCAGAGGGCGCGGCUCACCCAGCUGCUCAGUGACCAGGCCAACCAGGCCCUCGCCAGGGCAGGUGAAGGAGGUACAGAGGAAAUUGGAAACAUGAUUCAGGGUUACAUCAAAGAGAUUGAAGACCUCAGAGCCAAACUCCUGGAGAGCGAAGCUGUGAAUGAGAAUUUGAGGAAGAAUCUGUCUCGUGCCUCCAACCGUCAGUCGUUCUACGGCGGGCCCGGCUCCUUCUCCUCCUCGCUGCUGGCCCCGGAGAAGGAGACGUCGGAUAUCAUCGAACUCGCCAAGAAAGACCUGGAGAAACUGAAGAAACGAGAGAGGAAGAAAAAGAAAAGUGCCAACAAGGAGGAAACUCCUGACAACGAGCAAGAAAAGGGCACUGAGAAAGAAAUGGCCGAGCGAGUCAGUGAGGACGCAGAAAUGGAGGUCCAGGAGGGCAGCGACCAUGAGGAAGGAGAAGAGGAAGAGGAGGAGGAAGAGGAGGAGAUGGAUGUGGAAGAGAGCUCUGAUGAUUCUGACUCUGAGUCAGAUGAAAAAGAGAACUACCAGGCAGAUCUGGCCAACAUCACCUGUGAGAUCGCCAUCAAGCAGAAGCUGAUUGAUGAGCUGGAAAACAGCCAGCGGCGUCUUCACACGCUCAAACAGCAGUACGAGCAGAAGCUGAUGAUGCUGCAGUGCAAGAUCAAGGACACCCAGCUGGAGAGGGACCGUGUCCUCCAAAACAUGAAUUCAGUAGAAAGCGGCACAGAGGACAAGGCUCGAAAAAUUAAGGCUGAAUAUGAGAAGAAGCUGAGCGUCAUGAACAAGGAGCUUCAGAAGCUGCAGUCCGCUCAGAAGGAGCACGCCCGCCUGCUGAAGAACCAGUCACAGUAUGAGAAGCAGCUGAAGAAGCUUCAGAUGGAUGUGGCCGAAAUGAAGAAGACGAAGGUCCGUCUGAUGAAGCAGAUGAAGGAACAGCAGGAGAAGAACAGGAUGAAUGAGUCUCGCAGAAACCGUGAAAUUGCUACUUUGAAGAAAGACCAGCGCAAGCAAGAGCACCAGUUGAAGUUACUGGAGGCUCAAAAGAGGCAGCAGGAGCUGAUUCUGAGGAGAAAGACUGAGGAGGUGACAGCUCUGAGGAGGCAGGUCAGGCCCACCUCAGGUAAGGUCAUCAGGAAGGUCAAUCUCUCAGAACCAGUCCAGGACUCCCCCCACAGACCUCCGUCUGGACGGAUGUACUCCUCCGGCAGCACUGCUUCCAACGGUACCCGUUCUUCCUACAGGCGCAUGGCAGGCAUUUACUCCACCAGAGUCGCUCGUAAUAAAUGGCAGUCUCUGGAGCGACGGAUCUGUGAGGUCAUCAUGCAGAGGAUGACCAUCUCCAACAUGGAGGCCGACAUGAACCGCCUCCUCAAGCAACGGGAGGAGCUGACCAAGCGUAAGGAGAAGGUCAUCAGGAAGAGGGACCGGCUGCUGAGGGAGGGACCAGAGGCAGAGAAGGCAGUUCCCCCCCUCAACGAAGAAGUGGAUGCAUUGACAGCCAACAUUGACUACAUCAACGACAGCAUUGCAGACUGUCAGGCCAACAUUAUGCAGAUGGAGGAAACCAAGGAGGAGGGUGACACCGUGGACGUCUCCGCUGUGAUUGGUUCUUGUACCCUGGCAGAGGCUCGUUUCCUGCUCGACCACUUCAUGUCGAUGGCCAUAAACAAGGGUCUGCAGGCAGCUCAGAAAGAAUCCCAGGUGAAGGUGAUGGAGGGCAGGCUGAAGCAGACGGAGAUCACCAGCGCCACACAGAACCAGCUGCUCUUUCACAUGCUGAAGGAGAAGGCCGAGUUCAACCCGGAGCUGGACGCCCUGCUGGGGAACGCGCUGCAAGAGCUAGGUAACAUCCCAGCUGAAAAUGGGGACGAUAGCAGCAGUGAUGAGUCUGCUCAGAGCCCUUCAGCAGAGGGAACCACUUUAGCAUCAGAUCUCAUGAAAAUGUGUGGAGAGACCAAAACAAGGAAUAAGGCUCGUAGGAGGACCACCACACAGAUGGAGCUGCUGUACGCAAACUCUGACUCUGCCCCCGACGCGCCCACUGCAGACUUCUCCAGUCCGAUGCUGCCCUUAGCUGAAACACCAGAUGGGGGCGGAGACAUGGACACGUCAGGCUCAUCAGUCAGGGACUACACAGCUCUCUCCCCCGGCUUUUCCUCUAAAAUGGGCAGCAUAACUUCGUCAGGGGUGGAAAAACGAGCUCCGGAGCCUUCCCCGCUCUCUCGCAGGAAGACCUAUGACAAGGCGCACGCAGCGGCUGACAGGGCAAAGGUCAAGGAGAUUAAACACCCAGUCAUCAGGAACCUGAAGAGCAGCCCACCACUUCCUCUCUCCCCUACCGCUCGUCCCGGUAACCACAUCGGCGCGUUUAGCCGUAUGACAGGGUAUCUGGGCCGUACUGCAUGUGUCCUGCAGGAUAAGGGCGUCAUUAACCCCGUGCCACUGACCAAGAGCAGUCGGUCAGCGACGUUACAGUGUGUCCACGUGGCAGAGGGACACAGUAAGGCUGUUCUCUGUGUCGAUUGCACUGAUGACCUUCUCUUCACUGGAUCCAAAGACCGGACCUGUAAGGUGUGGAACCUGGUGACGGGUCAGGAGAUAAUGUCCCUUUCUGGUCACCCCAACAACGUGGUGUCAGUCCGCUACAGCUCCAGUUUGGUCUUCACCGUCUCAACCUCCUAUAUCAAAGUCUGGGACAUCCGGGACUCGGCCAAGUGCAUCCGAACGCUAACAUCUUCCGGUCAGGUUAACGUUGGGGACGCCUGUGCGGGUAACACCAGCCGAACUGUCACCAUCCCAGCAGGAGAGAACCAGAUCAACCAGAUCGCUCUCAACCCCAACGGGACGAUUCUGUACGCCGCCGCCGGAAACUCGGUCAGAGUCUGGGAUCUGAGAAGAUUUGCAUCCACUGGGAAACUUACCGGUCACCUCGGUCCAGUGAUGUGUCUGACUGUGGAUCAGUCCGGAAACAACCAAGACCUGGUGAUCACCGGGUCCAAGGACCAUUAUAUUAAGCUGUUUGAUGUGACUGAAGGAUCUCUGGGGAGCAUCAGCCCUACACACAACUUUGAACCGCCACACUAUGAUGGUAUCGAGUCGCUGGUGGUGCAGGGGGACAUCUUCUUCAGCGGCUCCCGAGACAACGGCAUCAAGAAGUGGGACCUGGACCGCAAAGACCUGCUGCAGCAAGUCCCAAACGCUCACCGUGACUGGGUGUGUGCGCUGGGCGUCGUCCCAGGCUCCCCGGCCCUGCUCAGCGGCUGCAGAGGUGGGGUGCUCAAGCUGUGGCACACGGACACACUGGGGACCCUGGGGGAGCUCAAGGGUCACGAGAGCCCCAUCAACAGCAUCUCUACCAACAGCAGCCACCUGUUCACUGCCUCAGAUGACCGGACCGUGAAGAUCUGGCGUGCGCGCGGUGGACUGGACAGCACCUUAGAGGCGGUUGACAAUGCGGACGAGGUGGCGAGUAACUGAACGCGGCGCCACCUGCAGGAGUCUGGAAGGACAUUAACAGCAUCCUUUGAUGCUGCUGCUUCCCUGCACUUUGACCCCUAACCUCUGAAGCCCAAUGCUCACUCCUAAAACACACACCUUCAUUGCCAUGUAAUCUUUACGACUGCACCAAGAGGAAACACUAAAGUAACGUCAUCUCAAGACAAACUAACACAAUCAUUGUUUUGUUAGACUCAGAGGGUCCUGCUAAUCAGAUUUAGUUCACUGUAUUGUUACUGAGUCUUUGCAGCAUAAUUUUUUCUUCUCUUUUCCGCUGUAGAUAGCUCUACACUGUGGAUCAUGAUAAGAACUUGAACUCACAAGACUUUUGUUUAAGAGCUUAACAUUCAGAAAAUAUCUCUGCAGCUCAGCAUAUAAUCAAUGCUGUGCCAAGAAACAAUACAUCUACACACAAUUACCCAGGGAAAGGGUCGCAGUGUGCUUUGUUAGAUUAGGGAGAAAAUAGGAAGUUGAGUGUUUGAGGAAAAAAGGGUGGUAGAGCGAACAGGUUGGUAGCUGGUCUUCACAACCCAGUUCUCCAGUUUCUUGGGAUUGUUUCUCUGCACUCGGAGCAGAACCAAUGUCCCCCACACUCAUUCUCCCCCGAUUAACAAAAGUGGCUUUACUGAAAAAGACAAAUCACCAUUCCCCCUUAACUUCCCUCUCCUGCUUUUGUGCUCCCCUCUUUUCAGUUUCUGCAUCCGCUUCAGAUCAGCAACCACAAUGUUGUGCAACUGGUUUGUCUCUGCACUGCACUGCACUCGUGAACUGAACACACUUCUGAGUUACACACUUCAAGCUAGGGUUUGACAUUUUGGGAAAUACGCUUGUUUUCUCUCUUGCUGAGAGUUAGAUGAGGAGAUCACCACCACUCUCAUAUCUGUCAUAUCGUAUGUUAAUGUUAAAUGUUAGACUGGAAACAUGGGGAAACAGCUAGUCUCUCUCUGUCCAGAGGAAACAAAAUCUGUCCACCUGCACCUCUGACGCUCAACUAAUUAACAUGUUAUGUCCUGUUUGUUUAAUCCGUACAAAAGUGUAAGUGUAAAGACGACAGUUGUGGUUUUACAGGGACUUUUUCUUUGUCAGCCUCAGUAACUUUCUUUUCCAACUCCAUUUUUACUUUUUUAAUCAUUAUACCAACAACAUGUAAUGACGGUAAAUGACCUCUGGAGGUGCUGGUAGACAGAUUUUGUAGCCUUUAGCCAGAGCCAGGCUAGCUGUCCACUCCAUUUCCAUUAUAAAUGCUAAGCUAAGCUAACUGGCUGCCAUCUGUAGCUUCAUAUUUACUGUUCAGAUACGAGAGUGGUACUGAUCUUCUCCUCUGUCAGCAAGAAAUCAAAUAAAUGUGUUUCCCAGAACACUGAACUGUUCCUUUAACUCUUGAGCACUUGUGAAAACAGACGUAAUCAGUAGGCUAUUUGACGUUCACCUAAUCCUUCUUAAAUAUGAGCAGGUUCAGCGUUUGAGGAUAUUCUACACUUGUUGUCCAUGUUUCAUCGUAUGUAAAAAUGUAUGUUCACUCUUCACACGUUGCUGUCAAACACUCACAGAUCCUAAACUAUCGUGGUCGUCUAACUCCCAUGCUGCUAAGUCGUGUGCUCACCCUCUUCAACCCUAUAAGAGGGCUUCUCGUCGUGGACUCCGGGUGAGGUCCACUCGGUACCGUAGCAAUGUGUAUGUAUAUAUAUGUAAUAGUAUCUUUUUGGGGGGUUUUUUUGAGAGGAGAGGCCUUCACACUCUGCCUGAUUUGUGAGCCUCACCACGUCGACUGACGUCUGUCUCCCAGUUCUGAUCCUUGUGGGGCCUUCCUGGAGACACCCGUGGUCUCCCUGAUGUAACUGAUGUGUCUGUUGCGAUUGUGUGCUGUCACUUUUGAAUGUUUGGUGAAACAGCAGCUGUAGACAUUAUUCAAAUACAUAUGUAAUGUAUGUAAACUAUGUAUUUAAAAUAAAAUCUGACUGAAUGUUAGCUUUGUGGGACCAUCGAUCUGAACACAGUCUCACAUGAGAGUGCCGAGAGGACCAGAAUUGGCAGGAAGACAGAAGAGCAGCAUUAAUACUGCUUUGGAUGGAGCUUUUCCUCCAGUGAGGUGGCAGGUUAUGUUUAGUGGCCUACAGUUAGUUUUUUUUUCUUCUUUGUUUUGUUAUGCUGUCCCUGUUACACAUAUCCUGGGCGUUCCCCUCUGGAGUAUUAGUAGCCAUUCCCGAGUGGCGGACUCUGUAGCGAUUCUAAUGUCAGAUGCCUGGUGAGAAUA
This is a messenger RNA of Toxotes jaculatrix (banded archerfish), 7397 nucleotides long. It is a transcript of the gene kif21a, whose product is annotated as kinesin family member 21A. The transcript has 35 exons. The record is from RefSeq and is a predicted model, not a curated record. NCBI's taxonomy places the organism in Eukaryota, Metazoa, Chordata, Actinopteri, Toxotidae. Gene Ontology annotation, molecular function: microtubule motor activity; ATP binding; microtubule binding. Bases 296 to 5125 code for a protein of 1609 amino acids. Gene Ontology annotation, biological process: mitotic spindle organization; microtubule-based movement.